This is a messenger RNA of Thelazia callipaeda (thelaziosis nematode), 1470 nucleotides long. Lineage: Eukaryota; Metazoa; Nematoda; Chromadorea; Rhabditida; Thelaziidae. The record is from the annotation of a GenBank genome assembly.
AUGGAUUAUAAUCAAACUACCAACGUCACCAAAAUCGAAGAAAAUAGUGCUGAAAGCUUUGACAACUAUACAGGAAUUGGAUGUGAAAGUGGCUAUUAUUACAGUAAGCAACUGAAAAAAUGUAUUGUUUACCUUUUAUGUCAAAGUUCAGAUGAGGACGAGUGCAAAUCUAAUGAGCAUCUCUGUUCACAAAGAUGUAUCAACAAACCAGGUGGUUAUGAAUGUCGAUGUGCUAAUCCAUUGUAUAAACUAGCUCGGGAUGGUCACAGAUGUAUUCGAAUGGACAGCGAAAAUGUAAGACUGUUUCUGGCACAUACUUAUAGCAUUUGGGAUAUUACGCACAAUGCAAAAGCUUUUGAAACAAUCAUUGCGAAUAGAGAAGAAGGAAAAGUAGUUAUGUUCGAUUAUGAUAUUGUGACUCAAAGGUUAUAUUUUGUGGACUUGUUUAAAAACACAUUGCAAUAUUCAUAUUUAUAUAACAAACAAGCUGUACAUAUGGUGCAGAAUCACGACAUCGAAGGUACGGAGGGAAUUGCAGUUGAUUGGGUUCACAGGAACUUAUAUAGCUUGCGUCAAGAUCAGCUACAUGUUCAGCUUCUCGAUGGCCGUUUCAGAACUUCAUUGUACAAAGGAUUCUUUCAGCUUCCACGUGCUUUGGCUGUUAAUCCUUCUACGAGGGAAGUGUUUGCUAGCGAUUGGGGGGAUAAGCCGUUCAUAGCAGCUUUGGCUAUGGAUGGUAGCCAUGCCAAGAAAAUCAUAACUGAAAAUAUAGUAUGGCCAAAUGCUUUGGCUGUAGACUACUUGGCUCAAAGACUGUACUGGGCUGAUGCAUUUCGCGAUAUUAUUGAAAUGGUCAAUUUUGAUGGGUCAGGUCGAAAAGAAAUAAUUACCGAUGGUCAGUUAGUACCACAUGUCUUUGGAUUGACAGUAUUUGAUGAUAUAAUUUUUUGGAGUGAUUGGAAUAAUCGUGGGUUACUAUUUGCUAACAAACUUACUGGUGGAAAUGCAACACUUUUAUUAGAAAUCAUCAUGCCACCGUACUUUCUUAAAGCUUAUCAUUCAGCUAUGCAAAUUUCAGGGUCUAAUGUCUGUCAUAACUCAACUUGUCAGCAUCUUUGUGUUCCAAAAUUAGAUGGUUCUGGACCACAAUGCUUGUGCGCAAAUGGUUUUAUUAUGCAUAAAAAUGGAUUUUGUGAGCCAAAUUGCAAAAAGAAUGAGAUUCUUUGCUCACAACCAGAUCAUAAAUGCCUUAAUCCGAUAUACAAAUGUGAUGGCUUGUUCAACUGCAAGAAUAUCGAUGACGAACUUGGCUGCAUACGCCCACUUUGUCUUAUGGACGAGCGUUUCUUUCCAUGUCAUGAUGCUCGCAAAUGUAUUCUAAGAUCGCAACGAUGCGAUGAAAUUGUUGACUGCUAUGAUAGUUCUGACGAAUUGUAUUGUAAGGAUUUGGCGAUUAAUUGGCCUCAUUAA